Messenger RNA from Marmota monax (woodchuck), 2414 nucleotides. RefSeq names its product CD200 molecule (gene Cd200). The coding region runs from base 188 to 1081 and encodes 297 amino acids. Lineage: Eukaryota; Metazoa; Chordata; Mammalia; Rodentia; Sciuridae. Gene Ontology annotation, molecular function: cell-cell adhesion mediator activity. Gene Ontology annotation, biological process: negative regulation of macrophage activation; regulation of immune response. The transcript has 7 exons. The record is from RefSeq and is a predicted model, not a curated record.
CCCAGGCCUUCAGCGAGCAGAGAGGGGCACCACCAUUUCUGGUGCUAAGGAUACAGACUGAAGCAGGUGACGCUUAGGAUCCUCUCCCCUCCCCGGCAUAGCUCGGGGGCAAAGACUGGUCGGGGAGAACUGCCGGCCCUUUUCCUAGCAGCAGCCGGCCACCCCGCGCGCACGGCUGGGAUCCAGAAUGGAGAGGCUGGUAUUCAGGAAGCCCUUCUGUCAUCUGUCCACCUACAGCCUGAUUUGGGGCAUGGCAGCAGUGGUGCUGUGUACAGCACAAGAGGAAGUGGUGACCCAGGAUGAAAAGUUGCUGCUGAACACACCUGCAUCCUUAAGAUGUUCUCUGCAAUCUGCCCACGAAGCCUUGAUUGUGACAUGGCAGAAAAAAAAGGCUGUAAGCCCAGAAAACAUGGUUACCUACAGCAGGAACCAUGGGGUUGUGGUCCAGCCUGCCUACCAGGGCAGAGUGAACAUCACCGAGCUGGGACUCCAGAACUCAACCAUCACCUUCUGGAACACAACGCUGGAGGACGAGGGGUGCUACAUGUGUCUCUUCAACACCUUUAGUUCUGGGAAGAUCUCGGGAACAGCCUGCCUCACCCUCUAUGUACAGCCCACAGUAUUCCUUCACUACAAUUUCUUUGAAGACCACCUAAAUAUCACUUGCUCUGCCACUGCCCGCCCAGCACCCAUGAUCUCCUGGAAGGUUGCUGGGUCAGGGAUUGAGAACAGUACCGAGAGUCUGUUACACCCUAACGGGACCACAUCUGUCACCAGCAUACUCCGUGUCAAAGACCCCAAAAGUCAAGUGGGGAAGGAGGUAAUCUGCCAAGUGCUGUACCAGGGGACUGUGACUGAGUACAAGCAAACUGUGAACAAAGGCUUUUGGUUUUCAAUUCCACUCUUGUUAAGCAUUGUUUCCCUGGUAAUUCUUCUGGUCUUAAUCUCAAUCUUAUUAUACUGGAAACGUCACCGGAAUCAGGACCGAGCAUUCCACAAGCCAGCUGCCCAUUUAAGAGACUGUGAAAUUGUCCAAUAUGAUCACUCAUUAAAUAGCACUUCCUAUGUUAUACUCCCAUGAUGUCUCAAACACUAUCGGCAACAUACAGAGCCCUAGAGGAGCCACACGGAACUCCUGAAAGAUUUUCCCUGAUCUACUUGAAUCUGAUGUAAGAGGAAAGAAGGAGGAAAAUAGGUCAUUCUCCAAGGCACUUAUAUGAACAAAAGAGGCGGGAACGAAUGUUUUAAGAAUUCCAUGACUUUUCACUGCCAUCUAAGCUACUCAGUGUUUGAAGUCCAAGAGAAAGUCAUUUUACCUCUCAGGUCUGUUGUAGGACUUGAUUUUGUAAAGCAAUGCAGUGUUGUGCUGUUGGAAGGCACUGGACUUAGAAUCAGGACGUUGAGCUCACAGGCUGACGUGGGCUCCCACCGGUGGGAACCCUGUGUUAAUCACUUUACCUCAAUGAGCGUCUGUGUCCUCAUCCAAAAUGGUAACAGUGUUGGACCUGAUAAUUUACCAUGCAGUUGUAAAAAUUGAUGAAAUUCCAGGAAGAAAAAAAAAAAAGGAAUAGGAAAAGGAGGAAUAAAUGAGAGAGAGAAGAAAAAAUAUGAAGGGUCCAAAGAACUUUUCUGAGACUACCUUUGCCUUUCUGUUGUUCUGUCUCUUCUGUUGUUCUUAGGCCCAGGAGCCUGUUUUCCCGCUGUUUGGGAUCUAGUCUAUUAGCUGCUCACUGUUUUGCUAAUUGUUGACCUUGCUAGAACCUUUGGUUUCCCUGCCAUUUUUUUUGUGUGCUUCUCUGAGGUUUACUAUGAUGAAAAUAGGACAGAAUUUAUUGUGAAAUAACAUUGGCAACCUUAACUUAUCUACUUAACUUAUUUUUGUAGCAGUAUAAAUAGUGUUAGUCUUAGACAAUAGCUCACAUUUUAAAGACAGCAUGCUUCCCCUGACCAUUUGUCCCAUCCUAUGACCCCAGCCCUCGUUCUGAACUCAGUCUAGUGUAAAGAAAAUAUAUUAUGAAAACAGAUAUUUAGACAUCCUGUAGAUCAGUCAGCCUGUUCAUACACUUGGCCUCUCCUGGAUCCUUUUCCCAUGAAUUAACAACUUCUCACCACAGGAGAGGAGACAAGUAUGAACUUACAAUGACUUUAUCUUAAAGAUAUUGUUCUAACUAGUAGAACAAUAUGGAUUCUUAACCAUAAGACCGAAUUAGUGUGUUUCUUUUCAGUAUUUUUUCCCUUGUCUUUCUCUAUCCAGUGACCUAGAAAUUAAAAUGUAAGUUGUUUUCAUUGUUGAAUUGAAUAUUUAUAUAUUUAGUAAGUUUUUCAUGUGUUAUUUAAUUCUGUAUUAUUUCUUAUAUUUGUAUUAAAGUACUGAACAAUUAAACGUGUCACCUAUAAAUAUUUGAUGUAUGCUA